GAUGCAGGAGCUGCGCGAGUGUUUCUGAGCAUGUGCAUGUGCUGCUGCUGCUGCUGCAGUGAAGUAAAAAUGGUCAAAUCUCAUCUAUGAGCAGAGAGUGUGUGCAGGAGGAGGAGGAGAAGAAGGAGAAGAAGGAGGAGAAGAAGCCGGGCACAGGGAGUAGAGGAGCAGAGGAGCAGCAGCGGGAGAACCGCAGGGGCAUCCGGGACAAUCAGAGCCGGUGUGGAGCGUGAUCAUCCGGGCUGUGAGCUGAGGGAAACACCGCAGAGCCUCAUCAUCAUCUGAAGACCUGCGUCUCAUUAACUCGGGAAGGAAAAUUUAAGUGGAGGAAGGAUGGUGACCUUGGAAACCCCCGAGGCGCCUGUGCCGCUGACGGCGCUGUCACGCUGGUACCUCUAUGCCAUCCAUGGCUACUUCUGUGAGGUCAUGUUCACCGCCGCCUGGGAGUUCGUCGUCAACCGCAACUGGAAGUUCCCCGGCGUGACCAGCGUGUGGGCGCUCUUCAUCUACGGCACGUGCAUCCUCAUCGUGGAGCGCAUGUACCUGGCGCUGCGCGGCCGCUGCCCCGUGCUGCUGCGCUGCAUCAUCUACACGCUGUGGACGUACCUGUGGGAGUUCGGCACGGGGCUGCUGCUGCGCCAGUUCGACGCCUGCCCCUGGGACUACUCGGAGUUCCGGUACAACUUCAUGGGCUUGAUCACGGCCGAGUACGCCGUCCCUUGGUUCUGCGCCUCCUUCAUCGUGGAGCGCUUGGUCAUCCGCAAGACACUGCGCCUGCGCUUCCAUGAGGGGCCCGAGGACGGCUGGUCAAACUACCGGUUAGAUGCUGGCGGCGGAGGAGGAGGAGCAGGGGGACCUUUGGGCAGGAGGAGAGAGAGGAGCAGAGGGAUGGAUAAUGAUGCCAAUGGCUAUCUUAAAGGAGAAUGAACCGACACCAGGAAGUGGAAAUACAAACAACACAAACAGACUGGUGUACAGAGGUGUACAGACUAUCAGAACAAACAAAAAACAAAACCUAAGUAGGGCUGUAAAUGCCCAUAUCACCCACUACUGUCCUCUAUUGUCAACAGAGGCACAAUACCUCCAUGCUGCUGUGUUCGCUGCAUCUCAUAACACACCCUCACAUGUGGGGUUGACCUGAAGGAGCUCAGGGUCUCAGAUGACCCCCAACCUCCCCCUCGACCCCACUGUCCCACUGACUGCAAAGAACUCUGGAUAUUCACAAACAAGUGUUUGCGUCCCCUCACAGGCCACUUUUUUAGGUACACGUGUGCGUUAAGUGAUCUUCUUCUGCUUAACUUGAUUGAAACAAGUGGUUAUUUGAGUUACAGUUGCCUUUUCUAUCAUUUAUAACCAGUCUGGUCUUUCUCCUCUGAUCUCUGAGAGCUGCUGCUCACCGGACACCUAAUCCCAAUAAUGCUCAGACGAGGACCACAUGCCGCAUUCAAAGUCACCUUUCUUCUCCAUACUGCUGUGUCAGCAUGUCCCUUCUUCCUCGGCGCACUGAGUCGCUGCCACGUGAUCGGCCGAUUAGAGAUCUGCGUUACCGAGCAGUGUGACAGAUGUACCUAUUAAGGUGGUCAGUGAGUGACGCGUCAUUCUGAAAACGUGGAUAAAACAAAAACAAAAGUAGCUCCAGUUAUAACGUGUCCCUUUUAGAAAUGUACAUACUGUCCUUUAGUAUUAUUCAAAGUACCAUAGUCGUGUAGCUGCAACUGUCCCGAAAAUAACACAAUGUCCACCCUGAAGCUUCUCUGCAGUUACGAAUGCCUGGAGAUGGGGGAAAAUGAAUGCAUGAAAUUAUAUCGUCUUCCACUGUAAUGAACAUUUUUAUGGAGCUCAUGCAGCAUUCAUACUGUAUGUCUUUUUUGUCGUCCGGAUGUUUUGUCAAAGUGUCUUUGAGAAAGACACCGGGCCCAGAGCGGCUCCAGGCGAACAGGCCAUGGCCGUGCACGGCAGCUUCUCCACACUGCACGGUCCAUUCAUUGGAACAGCAGGGACGCAUUAACGCGCUAAUAAUUCUGAGUCAUCGGCAGUAAUCACCACACCUCCUGCUAUUUUCCUUUAUUUAUCUGUUGUUUUCUUUUUGUUGCUUUUCUCAUGACUCACUGUCUGCGUCCAAUUUAAUGCACGUGUCAGAUCUGCCAUUCAAGCCUCGUUUCCUAAUCCUCCUUCACUUAAUUCCCUUUCACCUUUUGAACCCUCACAGUUCACCUGUCAGUCCUGUUUGUUUUUCUUGUGCUCUGACAGGAAACUCUCUCACAUGCAACAAAGAUUAAUUUAUUUAUUUAUUCAUUAAUUUAUUUAUUUAAUUAUAAAAAAAAAGGGGAAAAAACUACUGCUGUGGAAGUGCAACAGCAACCAGGACCUGAAAUGGAGUAUGUAGAGCCAAACUUGAAGAUGUACACUUUCACCUGUCUUCAUUAAUUUGGACGGCAGUAUUUCGGCGAGAGCGGCGAGAAAUACUCUUGAAAUAACGAGUACAUGAAUAUACUGCUCGGUUCUUCCCCCCCCCCACAUUCGUGAUUUGUGUAGUGUGUUCAGUUUCCUUAUUAAUAAUCACCUUUUGUGGCGUUUUACUGGACUUUGACCCCCCCCAGUGUGUGUGUGCAGAUACAAGUAAGUCGUGUAGGCUGUAUUCAGGAUGCAAACAAUCCAUAGCAAGUGUUUAACCACAGUAAUAUAAUAUUGGAGACCUGUACACGUAUUUUCAUGCACACAGUAAUGUCGAUAUGUGAUGUUUGGGGGCGGAUCUGGUGCUACUGCUUUAAGUAUAAAACCCAUUGAACACUUCACUCUUCACAGUUGUUUCCAGUGCGUCAGGAAAUGAGACGGAAAUAGACGAACACGAGUCAUUUUAAUGUGAACUCGGCAUUUCAACUCUUGGAGAAACUGAAAACAAACGUUUAAAAUAUCCGGUGUGACCUUCAUCAGUGUGACUGCAAAGCCAUGAAGCGUUUCCCUCCACUGCUGCUGCUGAGGUGGAAUGACAGGACGAUCAAAGAUUGAGUGCUGCCAUCCUGUGGACAAACCCUCAAACUGCAGCUGGAAACCUGUGAGAAGUAAGAAGUGUGUACACAAACACAUCAAGGUUAAAAAUCUGUGUAAGGAUCAAGAAAAAAAAAAAGGGGGGGGUUGUUUAUUUUGUUGCCUCACCUGUCUGAUUGAUUUUAAAUGUUUAGUUUUUAAUGCAUACAUGACCAAACAGGCUUAAAAGCAAUAGCGGUUUCUGACCCAACAAUAAUUAACCCACGGCUCAAGGCAUUAACUUUUACUACAAUUUAAAAUGAUAUGCUAUGAGAAAUGAUAUGCAGCUAAUAUCUUAAUCCAAUUCUACUGCUGUGGCUUAAAGUAAAAAAAACAAACAAACAAACAUGCAAAAUGAAGUGUAUGUUCUCUGCGAUAGUGAAUGGAGGAGUAUUAAAUGAUUGUGUGUUGCACAGAGACACGUCUCUGUCCGUGUAUGUGCAUGUCGAGUAUGCUGAAACUGAAAUGAAUCAAUAAGGCUGCAUGUCCAACGUUUUUCAAUUUCCCCUCCAAACUCUGACUUUACCCAAAGUAGUCGUAUGUCCCCAUAUUAUUGUAAUGAUUGCUCAUUUUUAAAUGAAAAUGUACAGGUUUUUAGUGAAGCCACUGUACUGUAUAUCACUCACUUUGAUUAUGUCCAUGUAUGAUUUAUCAGACUUUGGAAUUAAAUGUAUUUAUUUGAAGAUAAAAGCUGUGUUUUGGAGACAUUUCUGUUGUGUUGUCAAUAGCCUAUGCAGAUAAAUAUGGAUUUAACCAAAAUCACAGUGAUAACAUAUUCACAUGACGGAAGAGGAAAAUAAUUCUGAAAAAAAAAGAAAAGAAUUCUGAGAUUAAAGUCUGACUUCUGAGAUUAAA
Solea solea (common sole) is the source of this 3882-nucleotide messenger RNA. It is a transcript of the gene tmem229b, whose product is annotated as transmembrane protein 229B. The transcript has 2 exons. NCBI's taxonomy places the organism in Eukaryota, Metazoa, Chordata, Actinopteri, Pleuronectiformes, Soleidae. The coding region runs from base 334 to 927 and encodes 197 amino acids. The record is from RefSeq and is a predicted model, not a curated record.